AUGGAUAUUAAAACGGCCAAGGAAAAUUGCAAAUCCGCGAAAGCGUCUAUGACCAGAAUUCAGAAAUGGGUUAAUAGUAAAUUAAACUCGGAAACUAAUUUAUUCAUUGUAGAAAAUAAAAUGUCACUGUUAAAAGAUGCCUUUGAUAAAUUUUCGGCAUAUCAAGAUAUAAUAGAUUUAGCUACACCUGACACACAAGAACCUGUGGACAGGUCCCUUCAGGAGGAUUUGUUUUCUGAGUUAUCAGCUCGUCUAGCUGAGAACAUGAAUCCUCAGAAGCACAGAGUCGUAAUAGAUUCAACUCAAGUAUUAGUCAAUAAUAAGACAAGAAAUGCAGAAAUAAUAAUAUCGCCAACUCUCAGUGCAUUCGAUUUACCAGUAAACGAUUCCCAAUGUUUUCAUUUCAGCAACAGCCGGGAACAACGGAAUAAAGCAGAAAAACAAAGGAGGGACAGACUGAACUCUUAUAUCGGAGAGUUAGCUUCUUUAGUGCCCAUGGUAGCAAGAAGUGCUAAAAGGUUAGAUAAAACCAGCAUCCUCCGACUGACUGCAACACAUUUAAGGAUCAAACAACUUUUAAACAACAGUAGAAUAGUACCAAACAUGGGUUUUCCAAGACAUAUUGAUCAAAUCCUUCUGGAACAAUUGAUUUACGAGCAAAUGGGCGGUUUUUUGCUAAUUGUUUUGGCCAACGGGAAAAUUGUUUUUGUUUCAAGUACAGUUGAAAACCUUCUUGGACACUUACAGACUGAUCUUAUGGGUCAAUCUCUCUUCAACAUUACUUCUCCUGAUGACCAGGACCGUCUAAAGAUUUUCCUACAAUGUGAAGGAGACAUUGAACAAGAAUGGAGGAAAUGCUUCAACAUUAAGCUGAAACGAGCAGGUCCACGAUCCGAGACUUCUGUUUACGAACAAGUGAGGAUGAUGGGCAUGCACCGGCAGGGAACGCCUACCGGAAUUCAUCAAAAUAGUAUGUUGUCAAGCAGCAGCAGUAGUAGCAGCUCGAGUAGCAGUUCUUCAAGUUCAGUAAAUGCAGACGAUAUUUUAAUAUUUUUCGCAAAAAUAUGCAGACCUGAACCAUUUAUAGAGAGGCUAAUCGAAGCCUCCAAAGAAGAGUAUGUAACCCGACAUUUGAUUGAUGGCCGUAUUAUAGAUUGUGACCAAAGAAUUUCUAUUAUUGCCGGAUAUAUGACCGAAGAAGUGUUGAGUCACUCUGCAUUUUUAUAUAUGCAUAGGGACGAUGUACGUUGGGUGAUGAUUGCUUUAAGACAAAUGUACGACCGAGGAGAAAUGCGUGGAUGGUCAUGCUAUCGUUUGCAGUCCCGUAAUGGACAAUUCAUAUUCCUAAGAACAAACGGUUUCUUGGAAAUAGAUGAUCAGGGUAUUGUGGAAAGUUUUAUUUGUGUAAAUACUUUGGUAUCUGAAAUGGAAGGUAUGCAAUUGAUAGAUGAUAUGAAGAAAAGAUAUUCUGCCCUUUGCUCACUUGAAGUUAGCAAUCUUACUCCUCCACCAAGCAACGAUUCUAUUGACAUAGUGGAGGAUCCGGCGCAAGUAGAACAAGCUGUAGCACAUCUUGUGGCAAAUCUACCUUCACCAAGUGCAGAAGAAGCUCAUCUUAAUAUCCCAAGCCCCUUGAUACACACAGAGAAUCAAGACUGUACAUUAUCAACGACCGACUGUACUGCAUCAAUGCAAAAAUACCAUAUAAAGAGACCUAAAAGGCCGCCUAGUAAUGAUGGACAAAGAGAGAUUUGUGGAUACAAGAGGCACAAACCAUAUACUGGAGUAAAACCAGAAGUCAAGAAAGAACCCGAAACGUCCAUAUAUCAACAGGACCAGCUAUUGCGCCAUAAUAUAUUAUAAACAAUGAGAACUAUAAAAUAAAUUUAAUCCCAGAAUAUUAAGACUGACCGACCAGGGCCAUACUUAAGAAGUACGUAACAUUCGUCGCCAUGGUGUGAAAGAAGAAAAUCGUGGUUGUGGGCGGUGUUUUUAAAGUGUAUUAUUUAUACUGAUGAUUUUUGUAUACAGCUAAAUAGCUCGGCAAUUGCAGGAGACGUACUUUAAAUUUACAGAAAAAGGACAAGCAAAACGAAAAGUACAGUUUUCUAUAAUAAGAAACUUUGUUUGCAAUAUUUUCGAAAAUAAAACAUUAUAGUUUUAAUGUAAGAUCUCUAUUACGUGUGUUUGAAACCACUUGUCAGUAUUUUGUACAGACAUGGAUUUAAAAGUGGCUCCUUAAACGAACAUAGACAUGCUUUUAAAGAUUUUACUUUCAACUUUAAGAUAUUGCAAAAAGUUAUAAAAAAUACUAUUUAUUUUCUAAAUAGGUAGUAUAGUAACACUCUGUAUUAAAAUUAUAUUUAAAGUUAAUUGUACAUUACAUUUUUUGUUUACUACUUGUUUUCAAUUUUUAAUGUGAGUUGUUAUAUAAUGUUAUCUAACAUUUUUAAAGGUAGAGAUCUGACCCCUCAAUUGUAAGUUUUGACAUGGUUUUGAUAGUAUAUUAUUUUGUUUUUAUACAUGGGAAGGGGAAAUUAAAAUAAAUGGAUAUCUUCUAUGUAAAAAGUGUAACAAUGCUAAAAAAAAGCACAAAAACAAAUAUGAACUUAUUGAUGCCUUUAUACUAAUUUUUGAACCAUUAACCAGAGAAAAAUCUGAAGAAUUGCCUCUGAUUAUUUAUAGUUGUCCUUUAUUUGGAACAAAACUUCAGUCAAUAUGUUGUGAGGAAAUAAUUCAUUAUACAGGGUGUAACGAAAAUACAGGUCAUAAAUUAAAUCACAUAUGUAUUCUGAGACCAAAAAUAGUUCGAAUGAACCUAAUUUACCUUAGUACAAAUAUGCACAUAAAAAAAGUUACAGCCCUUUGAAGUUACAAAAUGAAAAUCGAUUUUUUCGAAUAUAUCGAAAAUUAUUAGAGAUGUUUUAUUGAAAAUGGACGUGUGGCAUUCUUAUGGCAGGAACAUCUUAAAAAAGAAUUAUAGUGAAAUUUGUGCACCCCAUAAAAAUUUUAUGGGGGUUUUGUCCCCUUAAACCCCCCCCAAACUUUUGUGUACGUUGCAAUUAAAUUAUUAUUGUGGUACCAUUAGUUAAAUUCAAUAUUUCUAAAACUUUUUUGCCUCUUAGUAUUUUUUUGAUAAGGCAGUUUUUAUCGAGUUGUGGCUUCUUUUUUAAUAUGUUUACAUAAAAAUUUUAUGGGGGUUUUGUUCCUUUAAACCCCCAAAUGUUUGUGUAUGUUCCAAUUAAAAUUUUACUGCGGUACCGUUAGUUAAACACAGUGUUUUUAAAACUUUUUUGCCUCUUUGUAUUUUUUCGAGAAGGCACUUUUCAUCGAGAUAUUACUUCUUUUUUAAUAUGGUUCAAAAUAUACCUAAAAAUGUAAAUCAUAAAUAAAUUUUCAUAUUAUUACCAAGUCUCCAUAAUCGUACUUAGUUAUAUACAAAUAUGUGGUGGAUUUGACAAAUAUUCAAAAUAUCUCGAUAAAAACUGACUUUUCGAAAAAGUACUAAGAGGCAAAAAAGUUUUCAAAAUAUUGUGUUUAACUAAUGGUACUACAAUAAUAAUUAAAUUGGAACGGACACAAAAGUUUGGGGGGUUUAAAGGAACAAAACCCCCAUAAAAUUUUUAUGGGGUGUCCAAAUUUCACUAUAAUUUUUUCUUAAGAUACUACUACUAUUAGAAUGCCACAUGUCUAUUUUCAAUAAAAUAUCUCUAAUAGUUUUCGAUAUAUUGGAAAAAAUCGAUUUUCAUUUUGUAAAUUCAAAGGGCUGUAACUUUUUUUAUGUGCACAUUUGUACUAAGGUAAGUUUGGUUCAAUCGAACUAUUUUUGGAACCAGAAUAUGUGAUUAAAUUUAUGACCUGUAUUUUUGUUACACCCUGUAUAACUAAUAUCUAUUUUAACACUUCGCAAAUAAAUAUUAGUAAGUACAAUCAAUUAGAUUAACUGCUUUUAAAAGAUGUCUCUGUGAGAUCAUUGGGAUUAUUUACUUUAUAAUAUCUCUGGUUUCAGAUAUUCAAUAGACGCAUGUUUUGAUUUUUUUUUUAUUUAUGAUUGGAAUAUGUUAGCAGAAUAUGGAUGUCGAAAGAUUAUCAUGAAUUUUAAUGAAAACAAAAUAUGUAAUUGUAAAUUAUCUAACUUGUUCCAUGGUAUAUUUCUUGUUCUGUGUAUAAACAACUAUUAUGAAAUAGUAAAACAUUACCAGUGCCA
Messenger RNA from Diabrotica virgifera virgifera (western corn rootworm), 4207 nucleotides. It is a transcript of the gene Tcmet, whose product is annotated as aryl hydrocarbon receptor nuclear translocator-like protein 1. Gene Ontology annotation, molecular function: RNA polymerase II cis-regulatory region sequence-specific DNA binding; DNA-binding transcription factor activity, RNA polymerase II-specific; protein dimerization activity. NCBI's taxonomy places the organism in Eukaryota, Metazoa, Arthropoda, Insecta, Coleoptera, Chrysomelidae. Gene Ontology annotation, cellular component: transcription regulator complex; nucleus; aryl hydrocarbon receptor complex. The transcript has 10 exons. Gene Ontology annotation, biological process: regulation of transcription by RNA polymerase II. The record is from RefSeq and is a predicted model, not a curated record. The coding region runs from base 1 to 1863 and encodes 620 amino acids.